Molecule: messenger RNA, 2329 nt
Organism: Epinephelus moara (kelp grouper)
Lineage: Eukaryota; Metazoa; Chordata; Actinopteri; Perciformes; Serranidae
Product: voltage-dependent calcium channel gamma-4 subunit-like
Exons: 6
Coding region: 414-1781 (455 amino acids)
Biological process (GO): postsynaptic neurotransmitter receptor diffusion trapping; positive regulation of synaptic transmission, glutamatergic; neurotransmitter receptor internalization
Cellular component (GO): postsynaptic density membrane; AMPA glutamate receptor complex
Molecular function (GO): channel regulator activity; voltage-gated calcium channel activity
Source: RefSeq, a predicted model, not a curated record
AAAUCAUCUGGGAGCGACCGAUUGCACUGAUGUUUAUUUAAAGUAAGUACUUAGGAUUUAUCAAACAAAGCUAAACCGCAGAGCAAAGUGAAGAUAACCUGUGUGUGAAGACGUUUUGCAAGUAGCUAAGAUGACUGCCAUGACAAUUCAAUGAGAGGAGAGGACGCCAAGUGAAGUAUCCCCCGCUCGCUGGAAAGGAGAGAAGGAGUGCUCAAGGUAAAGAGAGGAGAGGGAGAAGAAGAAGAAGAAGAAGAAGAGGGAGAAAGAAGGGAUAAGACGAGAGGGAGAGGCAGAGGGAAGAGGGGAGAGAAAGCGAAGAAUAAACAGUGGAUGGAGGCAGCUCGGACCGGGGCUACGGAGCGCUCUUCACCGACGAAGAAGAAGAAGAACAGCAGCAGCGGGGGGGAGGAGAGAUGGAGGCGAAAGGCAGAAACAUACCCUCAGACAUCAGUUUCCUUCCCCGCCCAGCGCUGGUGUGGUGUGAGCGGGGCAUCCAGGUUCUGCUGACCACCAUGGGGGCGUUUGCGGCCUUUGCCCUGAUGACAGUGGCCAUUGGUACAGACUACUGGCUGUAUGCCCGCGCCUUCAUCUGCAACAGCACGGCCAACUCUUCCCAGGAUGAGUCCAACAAUAAAGACAAGAAGGACCCUGGGGCACUCACCCACUCUGGCCUCUGGAGGAUCUGCUGCCUGGAAGGCUUGAAGCGAGGUGUGUGUUCCCAGAUCAAUCAUUUCCCAGACGACGCAGACUACGACCAAGAUGCUGCAGAGUAUCUGCUGCGUGUGGUGCGAGCCUCCAGCAUCUUCCCCAUCCUUAGCGCCAUACUGCUCCUGCUGGGUGGAGUGUGUGUCGCUUCCAGCGGCUUCUACAAGAGCAAAAGGAACAUCAUUCUUGGUGGAGGGAUUCUAUUUGUAGCUGCAGGCCUCAGCAACAUCAUUGGAGUGAUUGUGUACAUCUCGGCAGCACUGAGCGACAUCUCCCCCAAGAAAGAUGAGGACAAGAAGUGGCAUUACUCUUACGGCUGGUCCUUCUACUUUGGCGGCCUGUCCUUCAUCCUGGCCGAGAUGGUGGGUGUCCUCGCUGUCAACAUCUACAUAGAGAAGAACAAGGAGCUGCGCUGCCGCUCACGCACCGACCUCUUCAAGAGCACCACACACGCCAUGCUGCGGCUGCCCAGCUACCGCUUCAGACGGCGUUCUCGUUCCAGCUCACGCUCAACCGACCCGCCACGCUCACAGGAGACCUCGCCCAUCGGCACCUCCAAGACCUUCAGCCUGCCGCCCUCUGCCCCACCCUUUUCUGUGGCCACUCUGCCCAACCCACACCACACCAGCAGCGGUGGAAGUGGAGGAGGUGGUGACAUCUCCAUGUACACCCUGUCGAGGGACUCCAAGCUGGGGAGCCUGGGAGGAGGCGCCCCACCUCUCUACGGCACUGUGGACCGCGCUACCUUGUACCAGCUUCACAACUACUUCCCUAAAGAUUCCAGCGGCAGUGGAGGAGGAGGAGGAUCAGGAUCAGGAGGAGGAGGAGCCGUGAUAAGCAGUGGCACACUCCCAUCUCACUCCAAGUCCAACUUGGCAGCAGCAGCGGCUGUCGCCCAGAACGCAGCACCGCUGAAUACCUCCACAUCAGCCGCCUCAACGGCUCAGACGGCUCCGAUAUCCACAGCCACCAUGGAGAGGGACAGGGGCAACAUGGGAACCCUGGACCGACUGACAGCCAAAAGGGACAGGGAUAGCAACUCAGAUACACUUAACAGGAAAACUACGCCAGUUUAAAACUAAACCUCGGAUAAGAGAAAGAGAUGAAAGAAAUGAAAGAGAUGUUAGAGAUAUCUGAGUUGACAGAGAGGAAGAGUAGGGCUGAAAAUGUGUGGGUGAUACUUCAGCGGUAAUGUUUCUGUCCUUGAGCCUGGGGUAUCUAGCUGCCAUAAUUACUUACCAGUAUCAUUAACAGUCAUAGAGCACCUGAUAUGAUGUGCAAAUUCAUGACAACUGCCUUAAAAUGGUCAUGACUUUAGCGUCAAAGCCUUGUUUGUAAGUUAAUUAUACAGCAGUGGUGCAGUGGAGGCCUCAGUACAAAGAAAAGGUUUUGUCAUUGUUGUACAAAAUUACACACACAACUGGGGGCUUCCCAGUACAACCAGUCUCCUGGUGCAGUAGUUGGGGGUUAAGUGCCUUGCUGAGGAGGCAGGAGAGCUCAGUAGUUACUCACUCUCCCCCUCUACAUUCUGUCAGCUGCUGUGGGUGUUUAAACCACAACUUCACUUUAACAAGAAAAAUGUUAAAAGAAUACCUCACCCCCUAAAUGAUCAUUUGUAUAUCAU